This is a messenger RNA of Manihot esculenta (cassava), 2360 nucleotides long. Its product is annotated as K(+) efflux antiporter 4. Gene Ontology annotation, cellular component: membrane. Gene Ontology annotation, molecular function: potassium:proton antiporter activity. Gene Ontology annotation, biological process: proton transmembrane transport; potassium ion transmembrane transport. Lineage: Eukaryota; Viridiplantae; Streptophyta; Magnoliopsida; Malpighiales; Euphorbiaceae. The coding region runs from base 152 to 1888 and encodes 578 amino acids. The record is from RefSeq and is a predicted model, not a curated record. The transcript is spliced from 20 exons.
AUCGUCCAUUUGUAAGCUAACUAAAAACUUUCCCUCUCGUUCUUCCUUCAUGGAAACAAAAAUCCAAUAACCAUAACUCCAUUCGCUAACUUGCCGGCGCCACUGCGCGCACCGUCCGUUUCCUUUUCUUUCUCCGAGCUUUCUCUCUGCAAUGAGGUUACUUUUAGCUGUGUUAUUCGUUUGUGUUUUCCUUCUCUGGCUCUGCGUUACCGAAUCCGACUCGGCAGUGCAGAUCAAUGCAACACCCGAGUCGAAUGAGACGCGUUCGAGAUCCAGAGAGGACAGCUUCGCUAACAUGAUUGAUCGGGCUUUGGAGAAGGAGUUCAACGAGACGGACCAAAAUGAAUCCGCUGAUCCUGGUGGCUUCAAUAACAGCGUUACUGGACAGCAGGCAGUUUUGGAAACUGUUGCUAGAGUUAAGUCAAAGAAAAAUGACAGCAAGGAGGAGAAGUAUGUGCUUAUUCUUAACAAAAAAUCUUUUCAGUUUCAUGAUGUUUUCAAUUUGGACAAUGAGAAUCGAGUAGAGGAUAUGCCAACAUUGAUCGAUAGAAAGGAUAAUAUCUUUAUAAUCUCAAACCUAAAAUCCAAGUACCCUGUGUUGCAAUUAGAUUUAAGAUUGAUAUCAGAUCUGGUAGUCGUCAUUGUAUCUGCAACUUGUGGCGGCAUUGCAUUUGCCUUUGCUGGACAACCAGUUAUUACUGGAUAUCUGCUAGCAGGAUCUAUUAUUGGGCCUGGGGGCUUGAGCUUUGUCAGUGAAAUGGUGCAAGUUGAAACAGUAGCUCAGUUUGGUGUGGUAUUUCUUCUAUUUGCGUUGGGCCUAGAAUUCUCUGCAACAAAGCUUCGUGUUGUUCGAGCUGUUGCUGUUCUAGGUGGUCUUCUCCAGAUUUUCCUAUUUAUGUGCUUGUGUGGAAUAACAGUGUCGUUAUGUGGUGGCAAAUCUUCAGAGGGAGUGUUUGUUGGUGCUUUCCUGUCUAUGUCAUCUACUGCUGUGGUUUUGAAAUUUUUGAUGGAGAAGAAUAUUAUAAAUUCCCUUCAUGGUCAAGUCACUAUUGGCACCCUUGUCUUGCAGGAUUGUGCAGUUGGUUUGCUAUUUGCUUUGCUUCCUAUUCUCGGUGGCACUUCUGGUGUUCUCCAAGGAGUCAUAUCUAUGACUAAAUCGUUGGUACUUCUGGUAACAUUUUUGGUUGUCUUGACAAUAUUAUCGCGUACUUGUGUACCGUGGUUUCUAAAGCUUAUGAUAAGCCUAUCAUCGCAGACUAAUGAACUCUAUCAAUUGGCAUCAGUGGCUUUCUGCUUACUUGUGGCUUGGUGUAGUGAUAAGUUGGGUCUGAGCCUUGAACUGGGAUCUUUUGCUGCUGGAGUUAUGAUAUCAACAACUGAUCUUGCUCAACAUACACUUGAACAAGUUGAACCCAUUCGCAACUUCUUUGCGGCUCUCUUUCUUGCCAGCAUUGGGAUGCUAAUACAUGUUCAUUUCCUAUGGAAUCAUGUUGAUAUUUUACUGGCAGCUGUACUGUUGGUGAUUAUCAUAAAAACUGCUGUGGUUGCGACUGUUGUCAAGGGAUUUCGAUACAACAAUAAAACUUCACUUCUUGUUGGAAUGUCUCUGGCGCAAAUUGGGGAAUUUGCUUUUGUUCUCCUAAGUCGUGCUUCUAAUCUUCAUCUUGUCGAGGGUAAAUUUUAUUUGCUGCUGCUUGGAACAACAGCUUUGAGUUUGGUGACUACGCCAUUGCUUUUCAAGUUGAUUCCUGCUGUCAUUCAUCUUGGAGUACUAUUGCAUUGGUUUCCCCCUGAUAGUCCAAUGGAGAUUGGAUAUAAAGGAGAUAGCUUUGGCGCAGAUAGUGCUAAGUCUGUUACUUUGAUGGUCGAAGGCCCUCAUGAUUCAUGAUAUUAAGUAGAACAUGAAUCAUGGAAAUUUCAGCAUUUACCUGAUGGACUUCUUAUACUCUGGAGGACAGGUCCGAAAGAGCGCAAAGGAGGUUGACUGAUCAAACACCCUUUUUAUCAUAAAAAAGCUGUUCAUGUUGCCAAACUAACCAGCGAGGGUGGAUGAUAAAUCCAAUUGAGAUCAAGAAAUCAAGAGCUCUGUAGAUAUGCUUCAUACGCCAACAUAUUUCUAAAUUUUGUUCAGGUCACCUCUCUACUCUCCAAGAUGGCCUUUUUGUGUAAAAUAUCCAUUUUUGUAAUAUGACUUGAUUCAGUCUGCUUCUUUUUUCCUCCUCCCUUUGCUUAAUAAUUAGUUAAUUGUCUGUCUUUCCAUUUCAAUUUUUCCCUUAAAAUCCAAGGUGGUCACGAAACUUAUUAUAUUUUAAUUAUAAAUGUAAUGAUAACCACACCAAGUAAAUAAGAUCAAAUUUCAC